Messenger RNA from Amphimedon queenslandica, 1458 nucleotides. RefSeq lists its product as uncharacterized. Gene Ontology annotation, cellular component: membrane. The record is from RefSeq and is a predicted model, not a curated record. Lineage: Eukaryota; Metazoa; Porifera; Demospongiae; Haplosclerida; Niphatidae. The transcript has 9 exons. Bases 814 to 1308 code for a protein of 164 amino acids.
CAUCACGUGUGAGUAUUGCUACUGCUCAGCAAAAAGUUUGCAAAAACAUCUUUAGACAAAGAGAAAGAGAUAUCAUAGACUACGUCCCUGGAAAAAUGGAAGACCAGAAAGUUUUAAUUCCUCCAGAGGCACCUCCCGUUUACUCUGUUAAUCCUGCUGUCCGUAUUGUUAGCUCUCAGCCGCUGGCUCAAGAAUAUCAUACAAACCCAGCUGCUACUCAUUACCCCAGUGACAACUUCUUCACGCUCUCUGUCUUCCUUGCAUUCUUCUGGUGCAUAUUUGGAUCAUGCGGCCUUUGUUGUGUCAUACCAGCAAUUGUUUAUGCUGUCCAUGCGAGAGAGGCAGAGAUGCGAGGGGACAUGGUUGCAAUGAGAUCUAAGCGUCAGGCUGCACUUGCUUUGAACAUCAUUGGAUCUAUUGUUGGUCUGAUUACACUGGGCCUCACCAUUGCUUGGUAUGUCAUGUCUUAUCGAUAUGAAGUCCAUCAUGCUGAAGAUGGAACUCCAACACCUACUACAUAUUAGUGUGGCCCUGCUCAGAAGAAAUGCUGCAAACAAAACUUUAUUUGUGCAAAUGAUGUACAGUGAUGUGUUUGUUUAUUGUGUUAGUUGUUUUUAUAAUAAUAAUAAUAAUAAUAAUAAUAUACUUUGUUUAUUGACCUCGCCCCACAAAAAAUUAAUCAUAAAUCAGUUAAAAUUUUGAAAACACUAAAAUAGAGUUUAUACGGUAUUUUAAACGCGCGUGCAAAGAAGAGGAGGACAUAGAGGAGCUCAUUUACACGUUUGGGAGAUUCAUAUUGUACCGCUUUGCAACAUGAGUUACGAUAAGCAGCCGCUGAUGGGAGCACCCCCUCCUUACCAGUAUCAGCCACCUCCACCUCAACGGCCCUAUCAACCACCUCCUGCUCAGCCAUAUCAUGCAGCUCCUCAGACGACUAAUAAUACAGUUAUUGUGACAACUCAGCCAACUAGACCGGCUGUUGUUUAUAAUCGUCAUACAAGCGGAGAUCACUUUUUGACUCUCUCAAUAUUCUUGACCAUUUGCUGCUUCUUCUGGGGAACAUGGUGCGCUCUUGCUUGUACCAUACCAGCCAUUGUCUUUGCAAUCAAUGCUAGGGAUGCAGACGCUCGUGGUGAUCAAGCAGCUGUUGAAAGAAACCGUCGACUUGCCCUUUUCCUCAACAUUGGAGGCAUAGCAACUUAUGCUGUUUCCAUUGUCAUUUUCAUAAUCGUGAUUGCAACGUCUGUUUCACAGAUCAACAACUGUUAUUAUUCCUACUAUUACUACCAGUAUAUUUACUAUUGCUGAGCUUAUGGAGUAUAUCUGUAAGCUCAGUGGGUCUGUAUAUGUACUUAUAAACUUUGAGGAUGAGCUAUAGCUAGUGUGUUUGUUAUUUUAGGUUGUUUGUGUUUUUGUUUACAAGUUAUCUUUAUUGCUGCAAAGUUUAUAAUUGUCUCA